AUGAGACAGGCAGCGGACACUGAUGGAGGCUCUUUGAUGACCAAGAGAGUGCAACGAGAUGAUGCUCCGGCUGAGCAUUUGAAUACCAGUGCCAGGCAUAUCCACCCAGGCUACGAGUGCCGUAUCGUGGACUUUCCCGAUGACGAUGUUGCGGAGAUUAUAGCGAACGGACAGCAGCCCAUCCUCGGAAUCGAGCCCACAGACACUGACAAGAUUGGAGUGAUCACAAAACCGUGGGACAGGAAGACGAAGUAUGUUGUUGUAUGGCAUCGACUCAAUGAUGAAGUCUACCAGUCUGACCCCCGAACCAUUACGAGCUGUCGACGCAUCCGGUUGGCGAUCAGGCUGGGAAAACUGCAGGUGGAGGAGGUAAAGGCGGAGUUGUGCUUCUGGCUACAGUCAGUAUGCGAGCCAGACGGGAACAAUCCAAGCCGUGUGGAAGAGAUCUAUCGGAACGCGUAUGCUGUGCUUAUCAUGGACUCGACAUCGUCGGAAACAGCAGUGGACGAUACUGUCGACUCGUAUGUUGACCGACUGCGGAAGGAGCAUCCAUUGCUCUCGUCCAGCGAACGGCUGCUAUUGUCAGGCCCAUUCGGGUACGUGGAUCUUCGGGACAUGGAAGAAGUGUUGGCGACUUGA
Messenger RNA from Fulvia fulva, 639 nucleotides. RefSeq lists its product as uncharacterized. The coding region runs from base 1 to 639 and encodes 212 amino acids. The transcript has a single exon. The record is from RefSeq and is a predicted model, not a curated record. Lineage: Eukaryota; Fungi; Ascomycota; Dothideomycetes; Mycosphaerellales; Mycosphaerellaceae.